Molecule: messenger RNA, 549 nt
Organism: Aureobasidium melanogenum CBS 110374
Lineage: Eukaryota; Fungi; Ascomycota; Dothideomycetes; Dothideales; Saccotheciaceae
Exons: 2
Coding region: 1-549 (182 amino acids)
Biological process (GO): silent mating-type cassette heterochromatin formation
Cellular component (GO): SHREC complex; rDNA heterochromatin
Source: RefSeq, a predicted model, not a curated record
AUGACUUCCUCCACCCAAUCCACCGCCAUCGAGAACCAAUCCACCUUCUGCCUGUGGUUCCACUACUGCUACGUGGGCUGCACCUCCCCCUGGCACGGGCAAUCUGAUCCCCAAACCACCUACCUCCUCAGCAACUUUGAAACCGAUCUCAAUGCCGACACCUCCAAGAUCAACGACAAGGAUGUCAAAGUCUGGAGACUGGAUUUGUUGAACAACAGUGAUGGAGAUGCAACCAAGAGGUCUCCCAGAGCGGAAGAUGUGGUUGCUGAAGAGGACAGAAUGGAGGGAUAUCUCAAUUCUAUCGAGGAGUCCUCAGGCACGCACAUCUUCUCCCAUCCCACCGACAUCAUGUCAAGCCUUCCUCAAGGUUACGCCUUAAUGCACAGGAACCGCAGCAACACAAACAACAGAACUGGAGAUUUACACCUUUGGGGCCAUCCUUCAGGAUUGGAUUACAACUCUGCUGCUAAGUUUGUGGUGCAUUUGAAGUGGUUGAUUGAGGGCAGGGUCGGGGAGUGUGAGUGUGGGCCUUGUAAUGGGAAACGUUGA